AUGUCACCAGCUGCUCACUCAUCUUCAGACAAAAAACAAUCUGGUGUUGCUAGAGUUUUAGGCUCAGCAACUGCUGGUAUUGCUGAAAUUGGUGUCUUCCACCCAGUCGACACCAUUUCCAAAAGAUUGAUGUCCAACCACACCAAGGUUACUUCUUUGCACGAAUUAAAUAAAGUGAUUUUUAGAGAUCAAGCUUCUCAAGCAUUGGGCAAGCGUUUGUUUUCAUUAUUCCCAGGUUUGGGUUAUGCCGCUUGUUAUAAGAUUUUACAAAGAGUUUACAAGUAUGGUGGACAACCAUUUGCCAAUGAAUUCUUGACCAAAAACUUUAAGGACACUUAUGACGCUGCUUUUGGUCCAAAAACAGGUAAAGCAUUGAUGAGUGCAACUGCUGGUUCUUUAAUUGGUAUUGGUGAAGUUGUGUUGUUGCCAUUGGAUGUUUUGAAGAUCAAACGUCAAACAAACCCAGAAUCCUUCCGUGGUAGAGGGUUCUUGAAAAUUAUUCAAGAUGAAGGAUUAGGGUUAUAUAGAGGUUGGGGCUGGACAAUGGCAAGAAAUGCCCCAGGUUCUUUUGCCUUAUUUGGUGGUAACUCUUUUGCCAAAGAGUAUAUUUUUGGAUUGAAAGACUACUCUCAAGCUACUUGGACACAAAACUUUAUUACAUCUAUUUUUGGUGCUAGUGCUUCUUUAAUUGUUUCUGCUCCAUUGGAUGUGAUCAAAACUAGAAUUCAAAAUAGAAACUUUGAAAACCCAGAAUCCGGUUUCACAAUCUUGAAAAAUAUGUUCAAGAAUGAAGGAAUCACUGCUUUCUUUAAAGGUUUGACACCUAAAUUAUUAACAACUGGCCCUAAAUUAGUAUUCUCAUUUGCCUUGGCCCAGUCUUUGAUUCCAGCAUUUGAUAAAUUGUUAAGUAAAUAA
Candida dubliniensis CD36 is the source of this 915-nucleotide messenger RNA. RefSeq names its product Yhm1p (gene YHM1). The record is from RefSeq and is a predicted model, not a curated record. Gene Ontology annotation, molecular function: guanine nucleotide transmembrane transporter activity. The transcript has a single exon. The coding region runs from base 1 to 915 and encodes 304 amino acids. Lineage: Eukaryota; Fungi; Ascomycota; Pichiomycetes; Serinales; Debaryomycetaceae. Gene Ontology annotation, cellular component: mitochondrion.